This is a messenger RNA of Fusarium tjaetaba, 696 nucleotides long. RefSeq lists its product as uncharacterized. The record is from RefSeq and is a predicted model, not a curated record. The transcript has a single exon. The coding region runs from base 1 to 696 and encodes 231 amino acids. Lineage: Eukaryota; Fungi; Ascomycota; Sordariomycetes; Hypocreales; Nectriaceae.
AUGGCCCGGAAACAUGACCACUCCAGUCUGGGUGGUUCUUCCGAUGAGGUCGAGGGGAGAGAUCUAGCGAACAGUCGGAUCUCUCUACCUGUUGACCGCUUUCGACUUGUGAGGAGGCCUACGCUUGAGAGGGAGGAGGCAUUUCGCGAUGCUUCGACUGCGAGGGGGAAUGUGUACCUUGACCGAAAGAUGCCCAUGACGGAGGACGAUGAAGUUGCUGAGCUGUAUCGCAUGGGCCUGCUGUACGACGACGAGCAGGUUAGGGGCUCUGGGUUCAGCCUUGACAGCAUCAAGCACGAAGAACCCGUCUACUCCAUCCGCCCAGCCAAGCAAUCCCAAUCCCGCAAGAAGCGCGCUCAGAGCUUCAGCUUCAACCAGCCGCUCCAUCUCGAUCUCUCCUUCACAGACCUCGGCGGCUCCCAAGCCCUCGCUCAAAUCCUCACCUCCUGCGACGACAACACAGCCCCUUCUAGCACACCAUCAUCACGCAGCUUCGCUCCUCUGCGGGUGAUAUACGAACUCGAUGGUUCAAACCCCUCUUUCGACGUAGAUACGUCGCAACCGCCUGAUUUGAUCUCAGAUUAUGAUUGUGUUUCGGACAGUGAACUCGAUGAUUUACCCUCUCAGCGGGAAUUUCUAGAUAGUGCAGCUACGCCUGGUUCGGAGACGUGGGUGGUGCUAGGUGACGACUCGUAG